UCAUUUUUGUAAUUUAAUCAUUCAAGAAACAAUCAAAUGAAGCUAGUUCCCACAAAGGAAAAUAAUCUAUAACAUUAACUUCACUUCUUUCUUCUUCAAACACAAAUCCUUCUCUGAAUCUAAAGUAACAAAAUCAACAUGGAAAUCAGUGAAAUCACGACCCAAUUGAACAACCCAAAAGAAGAAGAAGAAAGAGAAAACGUUGUGGUUGUUCAACAGAAAGAAGAAGAAGCUCAUCCUUAUGCUUUUCAUGUCUCAGGUCCGAGAAAUUUGGUUAAUCUUAAUUGGAGAGACCUUAUUAGUUCUAGCUGGAAGGAUGCAAACUAUAAGAGAACUGUCAUUGCUUGUUUUAUACAAGCAGUUUACUUGCUUGAACUCGACAGACAAGAGAAACGGCCACCCGAAAAUGCUCUAGCUCCAAAUUGGUGGAUUCCCUUCAAGUACAAGCUAACAAAAACACUAAUAGAUGAAAGAGACGGUUCCAUUUUUGGUGCAAUACUUGAAUGGGACCGAUCCGCAGCAAUGUCGGAUUUAAUAUUAAUCAGACCAAGUGGUGCCCCAAAAGCUGUUUUAGCACUAAGAGGAACAUUGCUCAAAAGCCUAACAAUGCGAAGAGACAUCGAAGACGACCUUCGUUUCCUUGCUUGGGAAAGCUUAAAGGGUUCUGUAAGGUUCAAAGUAGCAUUAGAAGAACUAAAAUCAGUUUCUGAUGCAUAUGGAAGUAGCAAUGUUUGUGUAGCAGGACAUUCAUUAGGAGCUGGUUUUGCUCUUCAAGUUGGAAAAUCAUUAGCAAAAGAAGGUAUCUAUGUUGAAACACAUUUAUUCAAUCCACCUUCUGUUUCACUAGCUAUGAGUCUUAGAAACAUUGGUGAAAAAGCUGAGUUAGCUUGGAAGAGACUUAAAAAGUCUAUGAUUCCUUCAAGUAAUGAAGAAACUAAUGAUGGAAACAAAAGUAUUGGAACAAAGAGUUGGAUGCCUUGGUUAACAAGUUUGAAGAAUCAUAAUUUUGGUGUUGGAAAAUGGGUUCCUAAUCUUUAUGUGAACAAUAGUGACUAUAUAUGUUGUUCUUAUAAUGAUAGUAAUAGAUCAGGAGAGAAAGAUGAUGGUGAUAAGGAGAAUGUUGGUCCAAAUAAUGGACAUGUUGCUGCAAAGCUUUUUGUUGUUUCAAAGGAAAAGCAGAAGUUUCAUGAAGCUCAUGGAUUGGAACAAUGGUGGUCAAAUGAUUCACAGCUUCAACAGACUAUACAUACCAGUAAACUCAUAAGCAGGCAGCUUAAAUCUUUAUAUACAAAUGGUUGUGGUACUUCUUCUCAAGUUAUGCAGGGAAAGCCAAGAUAAAUAAGGAUUUGGUCUCAUUGUUUCCAAAAUGAUUCAUUGAUAUAUUAUUAAAACACUCUAAUUCUCUAAAAAGAUUUGUUCUUAAAGGAGAGUCAGUUUUAACCUUUUUGUUUGUGUUGAUAUCUUUAUAAUUUUUUUGUUUUUAUAUGUUUAUAUUUUUGAACAAGUUGGAGCAUUUCAUAGUAAUAUACAAGUUAUUCUUGUUAUUGUA
This is a messenger RNA of Cicer arietinum (chickpea), 1549 nucleotides long. RefSeq names its product GDSL esterase/lipase At4g10955-like. NCBI's taxonomy places the organism in Eukaryota, Viridiplantae, Streptophyta, Magnoliopsida, Fabales, Fabaceae. The record is from RefSeq and is a predicted model, not a curated record.